Molecule: messenger RNA, 3575 nt
Organism: Silurus meridionalis
Lineage: Eukaryota; Metazoa; Chordata; Actinopteri; Siluriformes; Siluridae
Gene: igf2bp2b
Product: insulin-like growth factor 2 mRNA binding protein 2b
Exons: 16
Coding region: 159-1997 (612 amino acids)
Biological process (GO): nervous system development; regulation of gene expression
Cellular component (GO): nucleus; cytoplasm; cytosol
Molecular function (GO): mRNA 3'-UTR binding
Source: RefSeq, a predicted model, not a curated record
GGGUUUUUUUUUUUUUUUUUUGUGUUGUCGUUCUUGUAGUGUUGCUGUUGCUCUUUUUGUUGUAGUUGUAGUAGUAGUUGCUGCUGCUGCUGCUGCUGUUGUUGUUGUUGUUGUUGUUGUUGCCGCUGCUGUUCAUUUCCGUUCCGUGCUUUUGGAUCAUGAAUAAACUGUACGUGGGGAACCUGAGUCCCUCGGUCACUGUGGAAGACCUGAAGCGGCUGUUCGGCGAGCGCGAGCUGCCCGUCAGCGACAGGACCGUCUUACUCAAGUCCGGCUACGCUUUCGUGGAUUUCCCUGACCAAAAGUGGGCAAUCAAAGCCAUUGAAACGCUGUCAGGGAAAGCUGAGUUGCACGGAAAGGUGAUCGAGGUUGAUUAUUCCGUUCCCAAAAAAUUAAGGAGUCGUAAGAUUCAGAUCCGGAACAUUCCCCCUCACCUGCAGUGGGAGGUUUUACACAGCCUGUUAUCACAGUACGGCUCGGUAGAAAACAUGGAGCAAGUGAAUGCUGACUCAGACACAGCUGUGGUGAAUGUCACAUACGCAUCAAAAGAGGAAGCUAAAGAGGCCAUAGAGAAAUUGACGGGCCACAGUCUGGAUAAUCACUCGUUCAGUGUGUCCUACAUUCUGGACGUGGAGGGCAGUGGGAACGAGAGUGAAGCUGGACCCCAGGCCCAGCGCGGGGCGUCCCGGGGAGGCAGAGGGGUGCGGGAGUCUGACUCCGCUCACUCUGGGGCCAUGGGGGGCCUGCAGGGGUCUCACCACUCACACCACGAGCUCCCGCUGAGACUGCUCGUCCCCACCCAAUUUGUGGGAGCCAUCAUUGGCAAAGAGGGUCUGACCAUCAAGAACAUCACCAAGCAGAGUCAGUCCAAAGUGGACAUCCACCGUAAGGAGAACGCAGGAGCUGCGGAGAAACCCAUCACCAUCCACUCGUCUCCAGAGGGCUGCUCACAUGCCUGCAGGAUGAUCCUGGAAGUCAUGGAGAAAGAAGCCAGCGACACCAAGACUGCUGAGGAGGUUCCGUUGAAGAUUUUGGCCCAUAACAGUCUUGUAGGACGGCUGAUCGGUAAAGAAGGCAGGAACCUGAAAAAGAUUGAGCAGGACACCGGGACCAAGAUCACCAUUUCUCCCCUGCAGGAUUUGAACAUCUACAACCCAGAGCGUACCAUCACAGUAAGAGGAGGGGUGGAUGAGUGUUGUAAUGCAGAGGUGGAAAUCAUGAAGAAGCUGCGAGAGGGAUACGAGAACGACGUGGCCGCCCUAAACCUGCAAACGGCACUGAUUCCUGGGUUGAACCUGAAUGCUUUGGGGAUUUUCUCACCUGCUAUGCCUGUUCUGCCUUCAGCCACUGGGCCACGUGGAGUCACUUCACUUCCUGCCACCUACAACCCCUUAAUGGGUCAGGCAUCAGCACUGGCUGGUUUAUACGGAUCCUCCCCUGCUUUACCCCUCCAACAAACAGCUCCAGAGCAGGAAGUGGUGUAUCUUUUCAUCCCUACCCAAGCAGUUGGAGCUCUAAUAGGGAAGAAAGGACAGCACAUCAAGGAGCUGGCACGGUUUGCCGGAGCUUCUAUCAAAAUCGCUCCAUCAGACAGCCCUGACGCCCCCGAGAGGAUGGUCAUCAUCACUGGCCCACCUGAAGCCCAGUUUAAGGCUCAGGGUCGGAUAUUUAGAAAACUGAAGGAGGAGAACUUUUUUACCGCUAAGGAGGAAGUGAAGCUGGAGACGCACAUCAAAGUCCCUGCGGCCGCCGCUGGCCGAGUCAUAGGCAAGGGUGGGAAAACGGUGAACGAACUGCAGAAUCUCACCAGCGCUGAAGUCAUCGUUCCUCGAGACCAAACGCCUGACGAAAACGACGAAGUGUUUGUCAAAAUCAUCGGCCAUUUUUUUGCUAGUCAGACCGCACAGCGAAAGAUCAGGGAAAUCAUCCAACAAGUCAAACAGCAGCAACAGAAAAGCCAACAGGGUUCAGCGACACCAUCGCAGCACACCAAGUGACCAGCAGGGGGCAGUCAGCAAGCAGCAGCCUAUGAAUGUAGCUCCUCUGAGUGCAAACCAAAUCGAGCAAAAAAAGGCGCAAGAGAACAGAAAAACAAGCGAGAGGCAAACACGACAAGAAGGACAAGCAACAAGAUCGAAACCAAAGAACUUUAUAAGACCUGAGCGAGCCUCACUCACACAAGCACGAGAGCUAAACAAAACCAACAACAUCCCUGUGAGCGCUCAGGUAACAUCAGGGCAAGUGCGCCAGCAGAUGACGGAUGUUUUUAAAUUGGGUGUGGAGAUGGCGUGUAACAGUACGCCGGGUUGGAUCUGUCCUCUGAGAAGUACACAUUAUUAGCGAAAAAAACAGCGUAAAUCCGACUGCCUGUGAGACGAUCUUACCAGCAAACACAGAGCUUCUGUCCGCAUCGGAGCAGAAAGUCAGCCAUAAGCACAUUCAGGCUGAGUGCGAGCACACUGUGUAGCCUGACUAGCAUUUUAACAACGUGGACUGUAUGAGCGAGUGACACAUAACUACCUGAGGGAGUGUUAAGUAAAGUAACAGUGUAGGUGUGUAACAGUGUUCAUUGAUUAGACCAUAAUGUGCUUUUUUAUCACGUUGUCUGUAGCCUCAGAUAGAUUUACAUUCAAAAGAAAGCCAACUAAAAAAUUAUACAAGGACACCUAGGGCAGAUUUUUUCCAACUUAUUUAGCAUUUGUCAAAGCAGUUAGCAUGUCACUCCUUUUUAGCCUAGAUGCUAAUUUUGCACUUUUUGUAGUUUGUUAAUCAGGCCUUUAAUGUGAAUAAAGAGUCAGGCUUCAGUUUAGUUGGUGUAAAAGCUAAGCAAACAAUUCUUACUUUCAUACUAAUUAGACAACAUGCUAACCCACUUCUCUCGUCUUGCUUUUCUUUUUUACUCCCCGUGUUUCUUUCCCUAAAAUUUUUUUCGAAAUGAUUUGACCGAAGUGAAAGUCUACUGAGCUCUCCUGAGCUCUCCUGGCCUCUCCUGAGCUCUCCUGGCCUCUCCUGAGCUCUCCUGAGCUCUCCUGGCCUCUCCUGAGCUCUCCUGGCCUCUCCUGAGCUCUCCUGAGCUCUCCUGGCCUCUCCUGAGCUCUCCUGAGCUCUCCUGGCCUCUCCUAUCCUGCGAGUUAUGAGUGAGAAACACAAAAAAAAGUUUAAUAGAAUUAUGAUUGUAUAAAAUACAAAAAAUUAAGCCUGAUUUUAUCAUGAAUGUUGUUUUUGGGAAAGCCACAUGUUCUGUACUAGAUUCAACAAAAAGCACUUGAAAUAUUUUUGCGUGCAAAAAAAAAUCUAACAGCAAAAGUCUGGUGAAGUGCAAUAACAGAGGCUGCCUACAAGCUGCAUUCGGGACACUUAAUCACGUCCUGAACAGGCGGCCUGAUAGAACUAGUGAAUGUAUACAGUGUUUCUACCUGCCUUCUGCAGCACACAGCGUCCUGUCUGUCUCUCGUCCUGUCUCUCUUCCUUUUCUGUCUGUUUUUCUUUUUAUAUGUGUCUGUAUGUCUUUUUUUUUUUUUUUUUUUUUUUUUUGCAAUUUCUUUUCUUUUUUUUCCCGUAUAUUUUCCUUUAAU